CUGUUGCUGAGGCUGAGGGAACAAACACUGUUGGUGAAAAAGCCCUGUUGCAGAUUUUGCUAAGCAGACUGAAUGCAUAUCGAAAUACUUUGAAAGUCGGGGGAAUAUCCCCACGUUUUUGUUUAGGAUGAGCAUGGAAGAUUAUGACUACCUGUUCAAAAUUGUACUAAUAGGAAAUGCUGGUGUUGGGAAAACCUGCCUGGUCCGACGCUUCACUCAGGGCCUUUUCCCCCCUGGACAAGGGGCUACCAUAGGAGUUGACUUCAUGAUCAAGACUGUGGAGAUCAAAGGGGAAAAAGUCAAGCUGCAGAUCUGGGACACAGCAGGCCAGGAGCGUUUCCGUUCCAUCACCCAGAGUUACUACCGGAGUGCCAACGCACUCAUCCUCACCUAUGACAUCACGUGUGAGGACUCCUUCCGGUGCCUUCCAGAAUGGCUGAGGGAGAUUGAGCAGUAUGCCAACACCACCGUGGUCACUAUUUUAGUCGGCAAUAAGAUCGACCUAGCGGAGAAGAGGGAAGUCAUGAGGCAGAGAGCGGAAGAUUUUGCGAACUCCCAGAGCAUGCUUUAUCUGGAGACCUCUGCCAAGGAGUCUGAUAACGUGGAGAAGCUCUUUCUGGACCUGGCGUGCGAGCUGAUCCGCGAUGCCAAACAGAACACGCUGGACAACAAUGACACGGCUAACGCUAUGCCAGGAGAGGGGAAAACCAUCAGCUACCUAGGUUGCUGCAGCACUAACUAGGUCAGAUUCUAGAGUGCUGGGUUGUGUUCAUUCCUGUUUAUAAGGGCACAACACCAACGGGGGGGGGGGGGUUCUUAUCGGACAGAUUUAGCUCAGUCCCUUCCCGCUUACCCUCUGUUUCGGGACGUUUUUCUUCCCAAGUUGAACGCCUAUUGAACACCACCCUGAACUGUAUUCUGGCCAUGCAGCUGUGCUGAGUGCACUACGACGUAGACCGAACGCAGUGGAAUGGCGGUGACAGGAUGCCUCAUGUCUGUUUUGUCCCAGUCCAGACUUCACGGUGCCACUUGUCAGUCUCUCUUUUGAGAGUCCCUCCCAUGGCUUUUUUAUUUUUAUUUUUUUACCUUCAACAGUAUGAUCUGUCCAAUCACCUUCUUGUUGUUUUAUCCUCUGUGGGAAUAGAAAUGUUCAGAGGAUGCAAUACAAGUUGCUGCCACUAGAUGGGAGUACAUAACCUUAUCCCUGGUGCAACGGGAUUGAACAGACUGUACUAUAGGCCUUGUUGCAAGCUGAUGUAAUAUAUUGGGAUGUUAUUUAUUUAUUUCCCCCAAAGGAAAUCUGAGGAAGGUUAAAUGUAUUCAUACACCAU
Oncorhynchus masou masou (cherry salmon) is the source of this 1331-nucleotide messenger RNA. RefSeq names its product ras-related protein Rab-30. Bases 128 to 742 code for a protein of 204 amino acids. Gene Ontology annotation, biological process: vesicle-mediated transport; Rab protein signal transduction. Gene Ontology annotation, cellular component: Golgi cisterna; trans-Golgi network. Lineage: Eukaryota; Metazoa; Chordata; Actinopteri; Salmoniformes; Salmonidae. The transcript has 5 exons. Gene Ontology annotation, molecular function: GTPase activity; GTP binding. The record is from RefSeq and is a predicted model, not a curated record.